GUUGCAGCCAAGUCUAUGGUCAAGACGUAGACAUAACCGACGAUUUAAUCACUCCGGACAUUGCAAACUCCAGCCAGGUACCUAUUACCAACGGUGCCACCGAAGAGCUAGACGACGAUGAAAACUCUACACAAACUAUCAAUACAGAAAAUAAUGAUGAUGGUGAAGGAACAAACUUUAUUGUGGGGGGCCAGAGAGCGGGCAGGAGAUUGCAUCCUUGGAUGGUGUCAGUUCAGGCGGCGACAGCCAGUACAUUUUGCAGAAGACAGAUGUAACCGUCAUCAGCAACAGACUGUGCCGUAACUUCUGGCGAGUGGCACGACUCUCCGUCUCCAAGAGACAAGUGUGCACCCUUGACUGGCCUUACAAACUCAGCUCUGCCUGCUAUGGUGACGCCGGCAGUCCUCUUGUGUGUAACGGCAAGUUGGUAGGUGUCAUAUCCUGGGGCCUUUCCGUCUGCAACGGCUGCUUCCCGGAUGUCUCCUCAAGGAUCACAGCUUACAGGGCCUGGAUCCGAAAGAUUGAGCAUGAUUAUUAAGCUAGCUGUAGUCUUACGUACCAACUCGCUGCUCCAGACGACGUUCCUCACGAUAAUUAUUAUAUUGUUUGAGGAGAAUUUGAAUGAAUACAUCGACAUGGCCAAAAGCAAGAGGAUAUGAAAAGAUAAUCUGUACCACAAAAAGUAUUUUCGUUUUUGUUUUUCUUUUGUUUUUGUUUUGUUUUUGUUGUUUUUUUGGUGGGUGUGUGGGUGUGGAGGGGGGGGGUUAGGGGCAAAGUGUUUAUGAUGACAUUGAUGAUGACGGAUCUUAUAAAGAUAAAAUGGGAGAGUUGGACUGGAAAAGAGAAGAGUUUUGAAAUAGAAGUAGAAACAGCGGAGCAAAUAGUCAUAGAGCGCCAGCCAAACAUGUGCCAAUAAAUCAUUAACUUUUCUGUCACAAUAUAUUAAAGGUUAAGUAAAUUAGAAACAAUAAAACGUGAAUUUCUUGAUAACAUACUGCUAAAUACACAUACCUCUGCAAGGUAAAUCUUUUUCACUAUCAUUUUGAUCCUCAGAUGCUGAGUCAGUAAAAUUAUUUGUUCCUUUUUUGUUCACCACAUAUUGUGUUGGAAGGAAAGUAUUUACUUUGACUUUCAAAAUUAUGAGUAUCCUUUGGUAUGAGAAAUCUAAAUCGCGAAUCAGUUGGGUUUUAAAAAAUAUGAAUAUGUCUAAUAUUCAGGUACAAUUAUAUGUCUUCUAUCAAGAAUAUAAAGAUGUGCAAGGCAAAUAAAAAAAAGUGUGCAUGUUGACAAAUGGUACUAUAACUGAUCGUUGUUGGUUUUAUUGCAAUGUCUAAAGUAAAUAAGAAAAUAAAUGAGCUCAAGAAGCACAA
Molecule: messenger RNA, 1370 nt
Organism: Aplysia californica (California sea hare)
Lineage: Eukaryota; Metazoa; Mollusca; Gastropoda; Aplysiida; Aplysiidae
Product: cationic trypsin
Biological process (GO): proteolysis
Molecular function (GO): serine-type endopeptidase activity
Source: RefSeq, a predicted model, not a curated record